UUUUCUAUUUCCUACUCCGGCGAAGCUGCGUUAGUUGAACUGAGCCAUGGCCACGAAAGCUUCCGAUUCCGGUGGAUCUGGGGAAAAUCUCCCGAAUACUUCCUCUCUAUCCGAAACCACGUCCGGAGUCACCGCUUCGCAAUUGACUCAACCGCCGUCUUCGUCUUCCGAAAUCGAUACAAUCUACGUACCUAGCUACUCCCGAUGGUUUUCGUCGACUGGCAUCGACGAAUGCGAGGUCCGGUCACUGCCGGAGUUCUUCAAUUCGAGGUCGUCUUCCAAAAACCCUAAGUUUUACCUUUACUUGAGGAACUCAAUCAUCAAGCAGUAUAGAGAUGACCAUCCUCGGAAGAUUAGCUUCACUGACGUACGGAGAACUCUUGUCAGUGAUGUUGUCUCUAUUCGUCGCGUCUUUGAUUUCCUUGACUCUUGGGGGCUUAUCAACUAUUCUAGCUCCUCCUCCGCUAAGCCACUCAAGUGGGACGACAAGGAAGCUGUAAAAUCCGCAGGAGAUGCUGCUUCUGAGCCUCCCACAACUGUCAAAGAAACAGCCAAGAGAAUCUGUAAUGGCUGCAAAUCAAUUUGCAGUAUAGCUUGUUUCGUCUGUGAUAAGUAUGACUUGACAUUGUGUGCGAGGUGUUAUGUCCGUGGUAACUAUCGCGUUGGUAUUAACUCGUCGGAAUUUAAGCGUGUUGAGAUUAGUGAGGAGUCAAAGUCAAAGUGGUCCGAAAAGGAAAUUCUGCAGCUGCUGGAAGCUGUUAUGCACUAUGGAGAUGACUGGAAGAAGGUUGCACCUUAUGUUACUGGUAGAACCGAGAAGGAUUGUGUUUCGCAGUUUGUCAAGCUUCCGUUUGGAGAACAGUUUGUAAAAGAGUCUGACUCUGAGGAUGCUUCAGAGGCGUUUGAUCAGAUCAAGGGCUCUGCUGAUCUUGAAUCUGGAGGAAGUGAUAAGGACGGUUCUUCUCCCAAUAAGCGGAUGAGAUUGACACCUCUUGCAGAUGCAAGCAACCCAAUCAUGGCUCAGGCUGCUUUUCUUUCAGCCUUGGCUGGCACAAAAGUUGCAGAAGCAGCAGCUCGAGCGGCAGUGACAGCUUUAUCUAAUGAAGACUACGAGGUUGAAAUAAAUGCCAGUGGAGACCCAAAUCGACAAGAGGCCAAUGCUGCAUCGGGUGGUGAAAGCACUAGAAAUGACUCAGAAAGAGCUUGGGCUGAUGCGAAAUAUCUGAUCCAGAAGGAAGAGCAAGAGGUAGAAGGAGCCAUCAAAGAGGUUGUAGAAGUGGAGAUGAAGAAGAUUCGAGAUAGGAUUGUACAUUUCGAGAAACUGGAUUUAGAAAUGGAGAGAAGCCGGAAACAAUUGGAGGAGAUGAAGAAUCUGCUUUUCACUGAUCAAUUAAACAUUUUCUUCCACACAAGAAAGGCCCGGAAAUCUGAAGAUAGAGUAGAGUGUUAGAACUUACUUUAAAUUCGAAACUGUUAUAUUUCUUCUUCGAUUCUUUCCCUGUUAUGAAGAUGACUCUGUAUUGUAGUUUACUUCAGAUGUUUGUGGUAACCAAAUGAGAUGAUAUCGAAUUUCUGGUAUUAAAGGUGUAUGCCUGUAUAGUUUCGAAGUCAAA
This is a messenger RNA of Capsella rubella, 1613 nucleotides long. Its product is annotated as SWI/SNF complex subunit SWI3B. The record is from RefSeq and is a predicted model, not a curated record. Gene Ontology annotation, molecular function: protein binding. The transcript has 6 exons. Bases 47 to 1450 code for a protein of 467 amino acids. NCBI's taxonomy places the organism in Eukaryota, Viridiplantae, Streptophyta, Magnoliopsida, Brassicales, Brassicaceae.